AGAACAAGUAAAGAUGGUGUCUGAGGCUGACGUUUACAGGGCUGAGGCCGCUCAGGAGAUGGCUCGUGAGCUUGCUGACAGUUUUUCAGCCUGGAACUCGACUACCCUUGGUACACGCGAGAGGGCCUGCCAGAAGGUCGUUUUGAAGACUGAGGAGUACGUAAAGUAUAUGGACUCUUGCAGUGCAAAUGGAGGUUGCAAUGAAGUCGUGUCUGGAUUUUAUACACCCGCUGCCUUGUGGGCAACAAGGAGACUCUCUGGACUGUUGUGCAGUUUGGACGACAUUGAAGCCAAAAUCACUGAUCUCUAUUCCUUAUCCAAAAACACAAGUGACCUCAAGGUCAAGGAGGACAUCAAGUCUGACCUGGCGACCCUCACAGAGCUCAAGAAGAAAUACUUUGAACUGUUCGCUGCGGAUAUCAAAUUCAAAAACGUCAAGCUUGGGGACAAGAAGCAUCUUGGCGCCACUACCAAGACAUAUCAACAUGUAGCACCUAAAGCUGUGCACACAGAAGUGGAGGAAGUUUCCGCCUAGGCUGGUUACCAUUUAUAAAUACCAUUAAAAUAAAAGACUUAACGCAGUUUGGAGCUGUUUUUCUCGCCUGUAUCAUUGGAUUUAUUCGUUGCAAAGACACGGGCUGUACAAUAGCCGUUUUAAAUGUUUUAAAAUUU
Molecule: messenger RNA, 672 nt
Organism: Theileria equi strain WA
Lineage: Eukaryota; Apicomplexa; Aconoidasida; Piroplasmida; Theileriidae
Exons: 1
Coding region: 14-535 (173 amino acids)
Source: RefSeq, a predicted model, not a curated record